Messenger RNA from Ostreococcus tauri, 942 nucleotides. Its product is annotated as unnamed product. NCBI's taxonomy places the organism in Eukaryota, Viridiplantae, Chlorophyta, Mamiellophyceae, Mamiellales, Bathycoccaceae. The transcript has a single exon. Bases 1 to 942 code for a protein of 313 amino acids. The record is from RefSeq and is a predicted model, not a curated record.
AUGGCGAAGAGGUUCGCGGUGGAGCAGUUUCCGCCGGACGCGGCGUGGAUCGAACACGCCGAUCGCGUGCGGGAGUUGGCGGCGUACGAGGCGGCGUUUGGGGUCGAGUCGGAUGCGAUGGCGUGUGUGCCGUCGAGCGCGUCGGUGGAGGGGAGAAUCGAUGCCGUGUGCGCGCGCGUGGAUGCGUUGGUUUUGGAAUCGCCGGCGACGGUUUCGGGCGUCGGGACGUCGGAGGACGACGAUGAAGACGAGCGCGACGAGGAGGACGGUGCGUCGGACGCAGUCGCCGAUGACGCGACGGUUGUCGUUCUGGAGGCUGUGGACGACGACGACGACGACGAUGACGAGGGCGUGGAUGAAGAUCGUAUCGCGUCGACGGAGAUGUGUUCGUCGUCGUCGCCGUCGUUCGACGAACGCGACGUCGUCUUCGAGACCACGCCCGAGCGAGACGACGCACCGCGAGAGCACCGAGUCGUCGUCGUCCCUAAGGUGUUAAUUUUGGACGACACGCUCCCGCAAUCAAACACCGUGAGUUUUGUGCCUCCAAGGGAAGCCGCGUCGCGCAAACUCACGGGCAAAAUCACAAAGGCGAGCGCGUACUGGCGCAAUGUACGUGGCGGGAACGACGGCAUCGACCGACCAAUCGUCGUCCGAUUCGCGCCUCCGACGCCACUUUCUCCCCAGUGCGCGACGCCGAGCCCGCCUGCGGUGGUCAAAACGCUCUCCGCGUACCCGGAGACGCCUCCGUGGUACGUCAAAAAAUUCAACGCGGAGACGCGCGAGUUACAGAAAACCGCUCGAACACUCAUCGACUGGACCACCGAGACGUUCAACGAGCUCUGUCCAGAUCUAGACGACUUCACGUACACCCUGUCGUGGUUCGACACCGCCGAGGCCGCCGUCGCCGGACCGUCGCGAUUCGAGCGCGCCAAGCUUGAGUAA